GGGUGGGGGUGUCAGUGGAAAAAAAGAGAACAACAUCAUGUGAAGUUUGCACCUCUUACUGUCGCCCAGUUUUGCGGGUUCAACUGAAGCUCCUCAUGCUUUCUGCAGCCGUUAUUCUGAUUCAGGAGAUGAACAUCGCUUAAUGAAGCAGAAGGAAGGGAGUGGAGAAGAGCCAGUGGAAAAAAAGAGAAGAGCGUGAAGAAGUCACCAACACAGUUUAACCUCCUCAUGUUCCCUGCGGUCGUUAUUCUGAUUCAGGGGAUGAACGUCGCUCAUUGAAGAUCAUACAGGCUGAACUGCUGAUCUCACUCAGAAUGUCUCUGACUGUUUCUCCAUUGUUUAUGCUCUUCAUCUCAGGAGUUGUUGCUCAGGAUGAGUGGGCUGUCAAUUACAACUCUAAAUCUGUCUGUGCUCUGAAGGGGUCUGCAUUAACUAUGGAGUGUACUUACACACCUCCUAGUGGUCACUCAGUCCAAAAACCUUUCUGGACUAAAGAGCUGGUUACAUCUGGUUCAGAACCUCCUGAUCUGUUAGAUGAUCCAGAGUACAGAGGCAGAGUUCAGUACCUCGGAGAUGAACAUCGUGAAUGCACUCUCAGAUUUAGGACUGUGAGAAAAGAGGAUCAAAGUAAAUAUUACUUCACAUUUAUAACAAACCAACCUGGAGGAAAGUAUCAAGGUGCAGGUGGAGUUGAUCUUUCAGUCACAGAUCUCCAGGUGGAGGUUCCUGAGAGAGUGAUAGAGGGAGAUGAUGUCACUCUGACAUGUAAAACCAGCUGCAGUCUGACAGUCAGACCAACAUUCACCUGGCACAGAAAUGGACAUCCUUUAUCCUCCAGUACUGACCAACUUCACCUGCAGCCGGUCAGCAGGGAGAAUAAGGACAGGUAUCGCUGUGCUGUACUGGGUCAGAACUCUCCUGAGGUCACUCUUAAUGUCAGAUACGGCCCAAAGAGGGUCUCAGUGUCCAUCAGUCCCUCUGGUGAAAUACUGGAGGGCUGGUCAGUGACUCUGACCUGCAGCAGUGAUGCAAACCCACCUGUGCAGAACUACACCUGGUUUAAUGGAACAUCAAUAGUAGGAAAAGGAGAAACUUACACAAUGAAGAAGAUCAGCUCUGUGGACAGUGGAGAAUACAAGUGCAGGUCCAGUAAUGAACAUGGAGAGAAAUUCUCUGAAGCUGUAACUCUGAAUGUUUUGUAUCCUCCAAGGAAUGUCAGAGCAACCUCUAUUAGAGCACCAGACAGCAAGUCAGAGACUCUGACCUGCAGCAGUGAUGCAAACCCACCUGUGCAGAACUACAACUGGUUUAAAGAAGGUGGAAGCUCACCUGUAGGAUCUGGACACAGUUACAUGGCUCUACAGAGUGGAUCCUACUACUGUGUGGCUCAGAAUGAACACGGAUCUCAGAAAUCAGCUGCAGUGACUGUAAAAGUGAAUCCGAAUAACAUUCUAGUAGUGGUAACUGGAGUGGUAGUUGGACUGGGAGUUGUGGUAGCUGGAGCAGUAUUUUUUUACUGUCGUCAUGUAAGGAAAAGCAAACAACAGCAUCUUGCCCGAGUCGGAGACCUAGACUAUUAGUGAUACAACACCUGAUCCAGAUCUGUCCAAUCAGGAUGAUGUUCAUUAUGCCACUGUUGUACCCCAGAGUCAAAAAUCAUAGAAAUGCUUAGAGCUCAGCAGUGGCAGCCUUUGACUUUGGACUUUUGUCCAUUAGUGUUGUUAUUUCAGGAGUUAUUUGCAGUCGCCGACCGAUAAUGUGUGAUUAAAGGCCCACAGGUAAAGUUAAGCUUUUUUGUUCACAUGCGUCCGUAAUGACACUCAUACUUCGUAUUAUAUCCUCAAUUCAGACACCAAAACUACAAAGAACUGUUUUAACAGCACCAGUUAAAGCUCAGUGUGUUUGUGCUUAUUUUAUGUUUUAUUGUUUGUGUAAAUACAGGCUGUUUCAGUAGCUUCUGAAGUUUUGGCGUUACUUUUUAAAUGAACAGAUGUAGGAAAGAAUGAAUUUCCACCUGAAGAAAUGAAAUUUCCACAUUUAAAAUGAUUCAUUUUAAUAUUUUUUCUCUCUUAAAUCAGCUGUGAGGUGGGUCUGUGCUCAACUGGAGCCAUGUUUCUUUUGUACUUCCAUGUUGCGCUUAAUUAUAAUUCUUUUGAUUUUGAAAUAUCAUGUUAUGCUGUAUAUAUAUUUUUAUAAUGUUACACAUUGAACACCUCAGCAUGCUCAUUGCAUGGUUCUAAUCAUAUUCAUAUCAUCUCAGACCCCAAAACUUUGUGUCUCCAGAACAGUAACUUUACACAAGAAGAAAACAUGACAUGAAAAAUCAGAAAAUAAAUAUAAAAAGAGAAACACAAGGUUUUGUUCCAGUGGGAGUGUAAAACUAUCAAAAUAAGAAUAAGUGAAUAUCUCUUGAUUAUGUAAUAUCCAGUCCGGGUCAAACGUCUGCACCUAUUCGAUUCAAUGCCAGCUUUUAACAGUAGAAAUGACAUUUUAUGUGUUUUAAUACUUUUUCUAGGUAUAAAUAGUCAAAUUAACAUGUGAUUUUUUAUUUCAAAAAAAUUUUUUGCACUUCUGUAGAUGUGUCUGUUACUGUGUUUUUAAUUUCACUCAAAUAAAAAUAAUUGUGUGUGAAUGUG
This is a messenger RNA of Pygocentrus nattereri (red-bellied piranha), 2636 nucleotides long. Its product is annotated as B-cell receptor CD22-like. The coding region runs from base 315 to 1580 and encodes 421 amino acids. The record is from RefSeq and is a predicted model, not a curated record. NCBI's taxonomy places the organism in Eukaryota, Metazoa, Chordata, Actinopteri, Characiformes, Serrasalmidae. The transcript has 10 exons.